CUGUAUCCUUGACAGGCUACAGUUUGCUUUAAAGAGGCAAUGAAGGACAUACUUGUACUGCUGGUUCUGCUGAAUGCUCAAACUCUUAAGGUAGGUUUUGUGUCUGUAGGUCUGUCGUGCAUGUUUGCAGUGUUUAUCAGGGACUCUGGACAGGUUGGCUAUCAGCCAGCGUCCGCAUUCUUCUGCUGACCAGCGUACUGCUUCAACACAAAGUGAAUUGUUAGAUUAAAUUUCACUUGCUUGGAUUUAUUCAACUAAGUGUGAAGUUAAACAGGCAUAGUAAUUAAAAAAUCAGCUUUUGAAAUAUGUGUAAAACAAUGUUUGCGCCAUAAAUCUUAAAUGUAAAUCAAUGCAUUUGAUCUUUUAAAGACGUUUCUAGUCUUACUUACUUUAUCACCCGUCAUGGAGGGGGGAGGGGGGGAGGAAAACUUCUAAUUUCUUUGAAAACAUUCCUUUUCUGUAUCCAUGCCAGUUUUGUCUGCUGUGGGAAAAGGUUACAGUAGAAAGUCUUACUGUGGUGAACCUGUAUGAAUAUUUGGUUUCAAUUGCUUGGCAUCUGAUGCAGUUUCAGACUGAAUAUCUCAUUGUUAGGACACCAGCAGCAGAUCUGUCUUCUGUUGCCCGGCAUCCUUUUGCAUUUCUAUGAAGAGGAUGAGUUUGUUUAGGCAUGCAGCCAGGAGAAAGCGGAAAACAACAGAAUGUUCUCUUCGAUAAGCUGACAGUAAUUAAUAACAUGGAGCUUCACAGAAGUUUAUCUUUGUCAUCACAUCCCGUGCUACCAGUGGUCACACCACAGAAGAAGUCACAAAGAAGUUUGCCGAGGGCUUCCAGUUUGCCGCCUCUGUUUCCUGUUAUACGAGAAAUACACUGAUUCUGUCAGCAUAUUCUAACUUCUUCAUGUCAUUGGAGGGCACUGGGAGACACUUGCAACUCUUAUGCACAGGACAGGUGUCUCAUCAACUGUGCACUAUGUCGUGACUUUUCAGAACACCAGUAAUGUAGUAGCAGCUUUAUUUGUGAUAUUUUGGGAUGUCUGAAGCUGCAUGGAUGCAUGUGUGCAUAUUUCAGAGGGCCCCGCAGACAGGAAGAGAUACUGUUGAGGUGAAAUGCACCUUCUACAAAUUCAGAACAAUGGCUGCCUGUUUGACCAUGCCUGCGGCCCAGGCCGACAGCAUUACCAGAAGGGAAAAGGUCUGCUCUCAGCCCUAUCAGGCAGACUCAAAUGGAAAGUGUCUCAACUCAACAACAGAGUACACGUUGGAUGAUUUAAAUAUAUGCUGCAAGAAAUGCCCCCCUGGACAUCGGCAGAUACAAGAAUGCUCUAAAACUACUGAGACGGUGUGUGGACAAUGCCCAACAGGCCUGUACUUGGACAGCUGGAACUACGCUGACAACUGCUUCUCCUGUCCCAAGUGCAAAGACGCCAAAGGUCUGCAGGAAGUUCAGAGCUGCUCCUCUACUGCAAGGUCAAGAUGUGUGUGCCAACCUGGGAUGUAUUGCAUCAUGGACUUUGAUGACCCGUUCUGUUCAGCGUGUGGACGUUACAGGAAAUGCAAACUCGGUUAUGGAGUGUCUGUGCCAGGGACAGUCAACGCUGAUGUGAGGUGUGAACGGUGCCCCAGUGGGAAGUUCUCUGACACAGUCUCUUCCACAGACCGCUGUCUGCCCCACACUGACUGUCAUGGGGGGGUCGUUGUCAAAAAUGGCAACACUACCUCGGACACCGUGUGUGAACCUGAGGCGUAUAUGUCCAACACGUUGCCUCAAACCUCAACACAAGGGCCUCCCACUGAGCUUGUGUUCACGACUACAAUCACGAUGAGCACAGCGAGGACCACAGUGAGGAGCACAGUCUCAGCAACCUCAGACUCCAACACUCUGCGUCGACCGACAGACACCACACUGUCUGUUAGCCCGUCUUUUACAGAGACGGUGUUCAACUCUUCGACAAAACCCCCGCCACCAGGCACAAUGCCCGACAGUACACUGGCUGCAGUCAUUGCCGGUGUCAUUGGGUUUUUACUCUUUGUCAUCGUUAUCAUCCUGCUGUGCCUUUGUAAACCAGUCUGGAAGAAAGAUGAAGAAGGAUUUAAUCCUCAACUAGACGCAAAUGCAAAUUGUGAGAGUGGUGAUAAAAUCAAUCAGGGUUAUUUUAGGCAAACCCAGCUGAAUUAUAUCACAGUACCCUCACCAGAACAACAGUGUCUGCUGCAGAGAGGGGAAGCCUGCAGUGACCACAGUCAGUGCAGUAACAACACUGAAACUUUGACCCGAACAGACGGUUCUAGCAGCCAGGAGUCCAUCGGCCCUUUGCAAUCCACCAUGGCUCUUCACAAUCCACACUCUGCCCUGUCGGAGCCCAUGACUUUACUUUCCAAUACAGAGACUGUACCCCCGCAGCCCAGCAUCCUUACACAGUCCUCCUCUCAGCCCACCAGCCCACAGGUCAUCAGCCCCGUGACCACCAGCCCCCACGUCAACGUCAACAUCACUUUCCACAUUGAAAACAGGUCUUGUGGGACACCGUCUGUCACGCCCACAGACUCGAUACAAGUUGACUCUAAACUCCCCUUUGGAGAGGAAGAGGAGUCAUUUAGCAUCCCGCAUCAAGAAGCCGGCAAACAAUCACUGAUGUCAGUGCAGGAGAGUGAAAGCUGCAGUGCACCUGCGUGAAAGACUGAUACAUCAAUUUGUUUGUGAUAGAACAUUGAAAACAUCUGACUGGAAACAAGUUGCAUUUCAUAGCAAGUUUCUUAUUAUGAGGACAACCAGACUAGCUUAAACCUUCUAUUUCCAUAUCAAACCCAUGAACUGUCACUGUGUGUUUAUAUAUGUAUAUACAGUAAAUAAAGAUGUAAAUAUUGUC
Anarrhichthys ocellatus (wolf-eel) is the source of this 2866-nucleotide messenger RNA. RefSeq names its product tumor necrosis factor receptor superfamily, member 1B (gene tnfrsf1b). The transcript is spliced from 9 exons. The coding region runs from base 1030 to 2673 and encodes 547 amino acids. Gene Ontology annotation, molecular function: tumor necrosis factor receptor activity; tumor necrosis factor binding. Gene Ontology annotation, biological process: intrinsic apoptotic signaling pathway in response to DNA damage; positive regulation of myelination; regulation of T cell cytokine production. Lineage: Eukaryota; Metazoa; Chordata; Actinopteri; Perciformes; Anarhichadidae. The record is from RefSeq and is a predicted model, not a curated record.